AUCUUUUAUCAACCACUUUCUUAAGUUACAUUUUUCCCAUAUAACCAGAUUUGUUACGACGUGAUAUAAAUUGGCAUAUUUAAAAAAUAUUCUUUACUUCAUUUAAAUUCAUUCAACGAGUAACGGCAGCGACGGCUGUUAAUUAACAUUCCCAACAGCUGUUAAACGCGGUGUACACGAAUAAAAGCCGUCGUCGCCGCAAAUUUUUUGCAAUGCUAGAAAAUAAUUAAGAAAAAUAAAAGUACUAAUCCAAUAGCCAAAAGGUGGAGUGUGUGCAAUCAAAGAAACAUAGUUUUGCCUAUAGAGCAAGUGUAUAUUAAGCAUUUGACGACGGCAACAACGGACACAGAAAUUCUGCCGGCAGACGCAGACGCUUUUUUCCUGCAAGAGCGAAAAAAAAUUUGUGCAGCGUUUAACUGUGAGUGUGCGUUGAUCUGUUUUGAACCAUGUCGAACGUGGAAAUUUACGACUCGUCCAAUUCGCAACUGAGCAGCGAUGAAUACAGCCACGACGAAGACGAUGAUGGAUUAAUGGAUAUGGCUGUUAGCAAACAACAAACGCAACCGGCCAAGUCAGCCAACAAAUCGAACGACACCUCACCGACUAAAACAGACAGCACCGCUUCCACCACGCCACGAAAACUGUCUGAGGAUGUGGAUGCAAUUGCCGUCUCCAGUAAACCGCCAGCUAAUCGAGAGCAUACACAGCGGCAGAUCAAGCAAAUGCAGCGCGAUAAUAAGGCUAAUUUGUAUUUCAAGCGGCGCAGCAUAAAAUGGCUGAAUCAACGUUUUACCCAUAAAACUGACUACAUGAGUCAGUUGCAGCGGUCGUUGCCCAAACGCCAUGCACAGGCCAAGCGCAUGGUCGAGUACCGAGCAGCCAAGCGAGCUAUAGAAAUGGAGCAGCAAGCACGCCAACUGCAACAGCAACAACUCCAACAACAUCAGCAGCAGCAGCUGCACCAGCACUUACAACUGCAACAACAGCAACGUAGACAACGCACUCCUAAUCGGAGUCGCAGCCGAAGUCGCAGUCACAGUCGCAGUCGCAGUCGCACGGGCAGCCAGUCGCCGGAUCUGAUCUGUAUUGAUGAUACCGAGAAUGAGGAUUCACCAGAGAAACCCAACGAAAUUCCAGCUGCCAACUUGCAACAUCAGCAGCAAAAAGUGGCUUCAAAGACACCGCCGCCGUUCGCCUUGCAGUUGGAAAUCCAAUCAGAGGCAGAGGCUACUCCUGCUGAAAAUGGCUCCGUGCUGGAUGAGUUCCUGACUAUAAAACCAGCUAUAGCAGCAGAGCCUGUUAUUGAAGAGGCAGCAGGCUGCAAUAACAGCCAACAGCAACAGUUGCAAGAGUUGCAGGACUUGGAGCUGCCUGCACUAAAACCUCAAGCUUGCUUGGAUAUGGUUGUAGAAGAUGCCACACUCAAACGUCGUCGUUCGGUCACACCACCAGCCGUGGAGGCACAUAAUGAGAAGCGCACCAAAUCUUUGCCAACUGAAGAUUUGGAUGAUGAAGUUAUAGAAUUAACUCCUUAUGCAGAGCCUGUAAAACAGGCACAACCAACACCAACACCUCUAACACUACAGCAAACACCGACAGCACCACCGACAACUCCGCUGCAUAAGCCAACCAAUAGAACCAAUGUCGAACCCUUAAACGCGUUCAAAGCUGGCGCACCCUAUUCGUUGUCUCCGUCAAGUGGCAUAGAAUAUUAUGCACAAAAGAAGGCGAUCUGCCAGCAGCAUCAGGCGCAAACACAGCCAGAGAAUAUGGCGUCUAUAUCGUUUAGCCUAGAGACACCUUCGCCGUCCACCGAGCCCAUGGAAGUAGUCUUUAUUAAUCAGAAGCAACUGGACGCGCAGAAUGUGAAGGCAGACGUCACAGUUUUGGCUCAAACCGGUGUGCAACAGCAGCAGCAGCAGCAGCAGCAGCCUACAAUUGACUUGAACUCUUUUGUCACGCCCUACACACUACAGCAGCAGUCUCCACAGGCACAGCAACAGCCGCCUCAGCUUCCACAGGUACAACAACAGCUGCUACAGCAGCCACAACAGUUGCAGCAGAAUCAGCAGCCGCAGCCGCCGCCGCAGCCGCAAUCACCACGUCCCAAGCAACGUGUUGCUGAAUCCAAGCAAACGCAAACUCUUCAGGGUACUUCCACUCGCAAUAAAUCCUCUGUUGAUAUGAACAACACCAACAGCGACGCAGUCUUUCAUCAGCGUGUCAAGGAUCUCUAUACAGAGCUGGACGAGAUAAUGUCGGAUAAGGUACGAGCUGUUAAGCCGGAACUCAAGUCUUAUGGUGAGGAAAAGUUGCGCAUCGAAGCGGAUCUCAAGACGCUGGAUAGUUUGAUUUACCAGAAAGAGGAGGAGCACAAUCGUCUGCUACAUUUGCGUUCCAUCAAGGAGGAAUUGUUAGCGCGCAUCGAGCGCAAGGAGCGCAUACUAAUAAUGAAGGAGAUUCUGCCUUCCAUACUUAACAAGAAUUGCAGCACAUCGGAACUAUACGAAAUGCAUUCGCUGCUGCAUAGCGAACAAAAUGCGCCAAUGCCAUCGAAGUACGGCGUCAGCGCCUUGGAGCAGAUGAUUAAUAGAGUGGAGAAUGGACUGGAUGAUAUCAAGAUAUUGCGCGGGGCCUUGGGUCUGCAGAACAAGGCUUCUUCGCUCGCCGAGUUAUCCAUGCCGCCACCUCCACCUCAACAUUGUGAAGCAGUGUCGCAGCAGAGACGUGACUCAUUGCCAGCUAUGCGUUCGUCCUCGCUACCCAAUCACUCAACUGUAUAUGCACGAUCAUCUGGCACGCGUGACGAUUAUAAACACGAACAGCUAGAGGAGCUAAGCAAGCGUAAUAAGCCGCCUUCUCGUUAUCAGCAGCUGAUCAAUGAGUCCAAACAGCUGACUGGUUCUACGGCCGAUCUCGCUGCCUCCUCCACAUAUCGCCAACAGCAACCAAUCGACACGCAACAACGCAGCCAAACGCACUCCCUGGACAACAAUCGUUUUGAUAACGAGGUGCCACUCAAGCCAUUGUUCAACAGCAGUCCCCUUGGUGCUAAUCAGCAGCGCAAAAGCAGCGAUACAACUACGCAAUUAAGCGAUCUACAUUCCAUGUAUCGUUCGGAUCUGCUGCAUGGUCUCGAUUCGCUGGAUCGUGCCGUGAACCAAACAAAUCGCAAUACCAUUAACAAUCGCAGCAAACGCUUGAGCGUUGCUACGAAUGGGCCGGAUCUAGAGGUGGAGCGUCGUUGCCAAUACUGUGAACGUUUUAAGGCCACCUACAUGUGCGCCAGCUGCCAGAAUCAAUGGUACUGCAGUCGUGAAUGUCAGGUACGCGCCUGGGACACACAUUGGGAGUCGUGCCCCAAUUAGGAUAUACUCGCUGUAUCAGCAUUACUACUACAAUUAAAUACAUACAUAUAU
Messenger RNA from Drosophila hydei, 3419 nucleotides. It is a transcript of the gene RAF2, whose product is annotated as mediator of RNA polymerase II transcription subunit 15. NCBI's taxonomy places the organism in Eukaryota, Metazoa, Arthropoda, Insecta, Diptera, Drosophilidae. The transcript is spliced from 8 exons. The record is from RefSeq and is a predicted model, not a curated record. Gene Ontology annotation, molecular function: transcription coactivator activity. The coding region runs from base 447 to 3368 and encodes 973 amino acids. Gene Ontology annotation, cellular component: mediator complex. Gene Ontology annotation, biological process: regulation of transcription by RNA polymerase II.